This is a messenger RNA of Lates calcarifer (barramundi perch), 815 nucleotides long. RefSeq lists its product as uncharacterized. Lineage: Eukaryota; Metazoa; Chordata; Actinopteri; Centropomidae. The record is from RefSeq and is a predicted model, not a curated record. The transcript has 5 exons. Bases 88 to 576 code for a protein of 162 amino acids.
UUCGGGGCUGAUCGAGUCGACAUUCAGAAGACGUCCACUCACUUGAACACAUACUGGACACACAGGCCUGAUCUACCUGCCUUCAGUAUGGACCUGAGACUCCUGUUUAUAUCUUCAGCUCUCAUCCUGGGGGCCACGCUCACCAUCUCACUGGCAGACCGCACCUCUCAGUGCAAAAUCAAAUGGUUGUUUGGCAUCUCGUGCAGUGAUGUUUAUGACAAGCUGGUGAACCAAAUCAAGGCUUGGGAGAUCGGGCAAAGCUGUCAGUACACAGGGGAAAAGUGCUCGUAUGAGCUUGUGUCGACAGCUCCCUACCUGAUCAAAGCCACGCACACGUCUCCCACUACAAAGAAAGUGAACGACCUUCAGUUUCUUCUGGAGCAGUCCACCAUCUGCAAAAUGACUGGUGACGCAGUGUCUGAGUUUUCCAAAGAUCCGGCUGACAACAGCACAAACUACUGCAGCCUCCAGAACCUGAUGGACGGAAGUGACCUGAUUAAUGCUGAGGGAUACAAACAGUUCAGCAAUAAGUGGAUCUGUCCUGGUUUUGAUGCUGCAAACUGCACCUUAUCUUAGGAGGAGAGUAGAUCCUCGGGGCACCAGAUGUCACUUCAUAUGUGGAAUAAUUAGACUUAUAAGAAUAAUAAAACAUCUCUGUAGUUUCCCAUGUGCAUAAUCAAGGUUUUUGUGACUAAUUAAAAUGAUUUUUAUGAGAUGACCAGUUGCAAACAAGGUUUGUUUUGGAUAAAUUCAAUGAAAAAAGUGUGUGUGUGGCUCAUGUGUUUUUACAAUAAAUGAAUUAAUUAAAAACAAAA